This is a messenger RNA of Aspergillus puulaauensis, 1896 nucleotides long. RefSeq names its product Zn(II)2Cys6 transcription factor. Lineage: Eukaryota; Fungi; Ascomycota; Eurotiomycetes; Eurotiales; Aspergillaceae. Gene Ontology annotation, biological process: regulation of DNA-templated transcription. The record is from RefSeq and is a predicted model, not a curated record. The transcript is spliced from 3 exons. Gene Ontology annotation, molecular function: DNA-binding transcription factor activity, RNA polymerase II-specific; zinc ion binding. Bases 1 to 1896 code for a protein of 631 amino acids.
AUGAGCAAAGGCUGCUAUACCUGCCGUCGCCGCCGCAUUAUUUGCGAUAAUGGACUCCCCACGUGUCGGAAGUGUCGGGAUGCGGGGAAAGAAUGUCUGGGGUAUCAAAAACCGCUCGUUUGGGUCAAGGGUGGAGUGGCUAGUCGGGGUAAGAUGAUGGGUCGCAGCUUCGGCGAUGCCAAACAAGAAUCUCCUGAUGCCCAUGAGAAUCACACUGGGCUUGAUCAAUCCGCCGCCGCCGCAGCCAAUCUGCCUAGCGACGCGGCGAAUACCCCACAACAUCUUCGCGACAAUGACGACGUAGCAUCGGCGCAGAAUACUUCCCUGGGGGCCAUUGUACCUGCAAAUCCCAUGCUUCCAACACCACGGGUGCUUGUGGACCCGCUAUUUCAAGAUUGUAGUCGACUUUCCAGGUUUUAUAUCAACCAUUUCCAUCAGAAUCUUGCGGGAUAUCUGUCACUAUAUUCCGAUGUCAGGAACCCAUUCCGAGACCUUAUCCCACUGGCUGGCAAUUCUCCCGUCAUUUCUCAUUCCCUCGCGGCCAUGGGUGCAUUGCAUUAUGUUAUUUUGGCAAACGGAGAUUUUUCGCCCAUGCCGUGGCCUGGAGAGACAUUAUCAAUCAAUGAUAAUCCCUCCCCGCCAGAGGAAGCAGGACCGGCCGAACUAAGCUCCUUGUCUCGGCGUUCGUCUCCCAAGAUUUACGAGCAGUUUCUAGGGUUCAAACAACGCGCAUUACACCAGUUGUCACGGGACAUAUCCGAUCCCGUUUUGCGAAACGACAACAAGACCUUAGCAGCGAUAAUGAUUCUUGCCUUGAUGGACGCCAUUGAAUCUGGGCAUGGGGCAUGGAAAUAUCACCUGGAAGGCGCCAAGAAACUGUUGCAAAGUCGCGAGCACGACAAGCCAAGUAAAACGCAAACAAUACUUGACUGGCUCGAUGAUUUUGCUGCCGAUGGGUGUUUAGUAAUUCAGCUAAUGGGCGCUACCUUGGCCCGACCUGGCACUCUAUCAAAGCCCUUUUAUUGUUCUGAUAUUGGUGCCUCUGUCUUAAGGCGUUUAGAAGAAACCUCAUGGGUCGGCUGUCCCGCCUAUCUACUAGAAGUUAUUUUCUUUGUCCACGCGUUCUUUGAUCUUGACCUCAACAAUGACCGAAGCUCACAGCCACGGACCGUUUUCCCGUCUGAAUAUCUCCCAGCGGGCUCAAAUCCGCUCCAAUGCCCCGAGAGCCUACCCAAACACAUUCAGGCGUUUGACCCUGUUGCGUGGGCAGAGUCUCUCCAAAGUUAUCAUUUCCUUCCAGACCUUUCCAUGCGGAUGACCCUCGCUACCAUUUACAAGGCAGCUGUCUAUCUCUACGCUACCAGGGUUCUUUCUCGCCCUCGACCCGGCGCCACAUCUAUUUCGACCACUAUUGGCCUGCCUCCAGACCAUGGGGAGGUCGCAACAUUCUUAAUUGAACAACUCUCCCUUAUCCCCUCCUCCGAUUCGCACUUCAAAUGUCUCAUAUGGCCCUCUUUCAUUGCCGGCGCCGAAUGUAGAGACCCUGCUCAGCGCCCAGUUAUGCUCGAGAUCCUCCGCAAGUUGUAUUUUCACCUCAUAAGCGUCAACGUCCGCAAUGCUGCGUGGGUCCUGACCAUGAUGUGGCGCAAACGCGACCUCAGACGCGAAGAGAGAUCCAAAUUUCGUGCAAAUCUAGACAAGGAUAGUAUUGACUCUCUCGUUGUCACCUCCCGAUCACCUUCUAUCACAACUACCCCUACCACGACCACGGGAACGGUCACUACUCCCUCCACUACGACUCCAAUAAGCCCUGGUGACGAUUUUUAUUACGAUGAUGACGACUUCGACUGGGUUCAAGAGUUAGAUGAUUCCAGGAUCGAUUGGCUCUUUAUCUAA